Ceratotherium simum simum (southern white rhinoceros) is the source of this 2690-nucleotide messenger RNA. NCBI's taxonomy places the organism in Eukaryota, Metazoa, Chordata, Mammalia, Perissodactyla, Rhinocerotidae. The record is from RefSeq and is a predicted model, not a curated record.
AUGCGUCCACGCCGAGGGGUCGACACCGGACCUGCCCUGCACCUGCCAUACCCUGCCCCCGUACCGGACCUGCCCUGCACCUGCCAUAUCCUGACCCUGCACCGGGACCUGCCCCCGUACCUGCCUCUGCCCCCGUACCGGGACCUGCCCUGCACCUGCCCCGGGACCCAGAUGCUGGAAGGUGCUGCCUCUGCCGGCAGUAGAGGCCCAGGGCGGCCCAUCGAUGGAGCUGCCCUCAAUAUCACGCCAAAAAUCCCAAGGACGGGCAUCAGGGACCGGGCGGUGAAGAAGCUGCGCCAGUACCUCAGCGUGAAGACGCAGAGGGAGACAGGAGGUUUCAGUCAAGAAGAACUUCUAAAAAUAUGGAAAGGGCUCUUCUAUUGCAUGUGGGUGCAGGACGAACCCCUUCUGCAGGAGGAGCUAGCGAACACUAUUUCCCAACUCAUCCAUGUUGUUAACAACUCAGAGGCUCAACAUCUCUUCAUUCAGACCUUCUGGCAAACCGUGAAUCGAGAGUGGAAGGGGAUAGACACGCUGCACCUGGACAAGUACUACAUGCUGAUCCGUCUGGUCCUGAGGCAGUCCUUUGAAGUUCUGAAGCGAAAUGGCUGGGAAGAAAGCCGAAUCAAGCUUUUUCUAGAUGUCUUCAUGAAGGAAAUCCUGCAUCCUGAGAGUCAGUCUCCUAAUGGAGUGAAAUUCCACUUCAUCGAUAUUUAUCUGGAUGAACUGUCCAAAGUGGGGGGGAAAGAGCUUUUGGCAGAUCAGAAUCUCAAGUUUAUUGAUCCAUUCUGCAAAAUUGCUGCCAAGACUAAGGACCAUACACUGGUACAGACUAUAGCUAGGGGUGUUUUUGAAGUCAUUGUAGAUCAGUCUCCUUUUGUACCUGAAGAGACAGCAGAGGAACAGAAAACUAAAGUGAGUGACAGUGACCUCUCUGAGGGCGACGUAUCUGAAAAUGAGAUGACAUGGAGAAAAACAAACAGUAAGAGGAAGACAGCCCUGGGCAGGUAUCACUCCAGAAAAGAUGGAGUCGGUGAUGACAGUGAAAGAGGCGGGGGCGGAAGCUUGGAGGACGCUGGGCCGCUUCUCCAGUUUGACUAUAAGGCUGUUGCUGACCGACUCCUGGAAAUAACCAACAGGAAAAACAUCCCUCCCUUCAACAGGAAACGUCUCUCCAGACUAAUCAAAAAAUUUCAAGGUCUCUCUGAAGGCAGUAUACCUCACCUUAGUUUUGCCGAGGACAUUUCCACUGAUGAAGAUCACCAGACCCUCAGUCAAGGAAGGCAUAAGAAAAAAGGAAGUACGCUUUUAGAGAAAACCAGCAUGGAGAAAGAGAAAGGAAACAGAUUCUUUCCUGCUGAGGAAGAGAAGGGUGAAGGCAGUGUUAAGAAGAAAAAAAGGAAAAAGAAGAAGAAGAACCACCUCCAGCCUGCACAUUUAGGGUCAGAGGGUGAAGCCAUGUCCCCAGAACAGAAUGGGGACAGUGGGCCAGAGGCAGGUCCUAGAAGAGCCCAGAAAGCCAGUGUGGUUGAGCUGGGGGCAGCAGCUGUGCCCAGUCCCCCGGAGCAGGGCGGCUCAGAGCAUCCCCUGACGCACAGUAGGAGGAAACGGCCGAGGAAGAGGAGUCCAGGGGUUCAGAGAGACAGCUCAGAGUCAGCGGUGUCACCUCUGGAGGAUGUGUCUCAAAGUGGCCCCUGCAGUGGUCGUGCUCAGGGACCUGUCCCCCGAGCCUCCCCAGUCCUGAAGAAGAAGCGGAAGCUUGGCGCUCUCCCAGUCAAUGGCAGUGGCCCGCCUGCGAUGGCCUGGCCCCCGCCCCAGAAGGAGGGCCCUCCAGUGGGCCCAGCGGAUGGAGGGGCUUGUCCAGCAGCCCUGCCCCAGGGCAGGAGACUGAAGAAGAAGAAGGGGGAGCCCAGCAGCCUUCACACUUGUGACCCAUCCAGUCAGAAAACCGCCAUCUUGAAAAAGAGGAAGAAAAUGAAAGAGAUGUCCAGCUUGGUGGGACACAGUGGAGUGUUGGAAUCCGAAGUCAAGCUCAUCCGGGCUCUGGGCUCACCUGGAGCUUUCAGCCCUUCAAAGAAGAAGCAGCUGAGGACAGAGAACAACUUUGUGAAGUUUGACACCCCCUUCUUACCAAAGCCCCUGUUCUUCAGGAAAGCUAAGAGCAGCACUGCCGCCUCCUCUCCGAACCCUGCCGUGCAGCUAAACAAGAUGCCCUCCAGCUCCAAGAAGGUAACCUUCGGGUUGAACAGAAACAUGACUGCAGAGUUCAAGAAGACAGACAAGAGUAUCCUGGUCAGUCCCACAGGCCCCUCCCGAGUGGCCUUCAACCCUGAGCAGAGGCCCCUCCACGGAGUGCUGAAGACCCCCACGAGCUCGCCCGCCAGCGCCCCACUGGGGACCAGGAAGCUGCUGACUGCCACGCCAAAGAGAAGGCCGACAGCUAUGGACUUCUUCUAGGGUAGUGACAGAAUCCUUUUAAAGACUGCUUUUGUACAGAAUAUUCUAUAAAUUAUAACUUUAAAAAGGUGGGGCCUUUUUUAUUGUUUUAUAAAUUCCCAUAAAUUGUAUGUACAAGAUUCUGAGUAUGAGCUGCGACACUGCUGCUGCUCCGUCCUUCCGUUGGGGGCUGUGGGCAUCUUGGUUGAAGCUUUUGCUACAAACAGUGUUUGUGCCUGAGCUCUCCAGGUUUC